Molecule: messenger RNA, 1647 nt
Organism: Suillus paluster
Lineage: Eukaryota; Fungi; Basidiomycota; Agaricomycetes; Boletales; Suillaceae
Exons: 3
Coding region: 79-1179 (366 amino acids)
Biological process (GO): maturation of SSU-rRNA from tricistronic rRNA transcript (SSU-rRNA, 5.8S rRNA, LSU-rRNA)
Cellular component (GO): nucleolus; small-subunit processome
Source: RefSeq, a predicted model, not a curated record
CUUGAAAUUUGAAACCUCGUCCACCUCUGGCUUAACAUCCGCGUUUAAGCAAUAGCGAGCUGCACUACACUGCUCGGAAUGGCGGAUUCGCAAGUUGUCUGCGGCAUACUCGAUGAAAUGACCACUAGUAUGGCAUCAGUGCGAGACUUGAUGCAUUCCCUCAAAGAAAAAUUAAAAACUUCGGAUGAGAUGGAUAUGAAGGACGGCAUAUCUUUGCUUUCCCUCAAACACCACCUGCUUCUGUCGUACUUGCAGUCGCUUGUUCUGGUUUCUGCACGCCGAAUAACUGGGGACUCGUUAACAGAGAGAACACCAGCCAGUUCUCCUUUCAGUACUAUGGAUCGAGAGGCGCGAGGCCCAGGUGCUGGUGAUCUGGUCGACUCUAUGAUUGAGGGUCGUAUUGUACUCGAAAAAAUAAAAGUCCUGGAAAGCAGGAUGCGAUACCAGAUCGAAAAGCUCGUCAGAGUUGCUGAAGAAGUGCCGUCGGGCAAAGACGUAGCUGAAGAUCCCCUCGCCUUCCGCCCUAAUCCCAAAAAUCUCGUCGAUAACGAGCAACGCUCCGACGAGGACCACGAUGCCGCUUCAGAUGUUGAAGAUCCCGAUGGAAUCUACCGCCCUCCCAAGCUCGCACCCAUGCCCUAUACAGAAGCCGCGGCUGACAAGCGUUCUAAAAGGCAGCCUGUCCCCAAGGCACUUUCUACCCUCCUCCAUCAAGAUCCUUCGCGCCCACACAUCGAAGGCACAUCUGGUCUUGGCUCCAUGCCUGCCCUCGCGUCCGACCGCGCCCGCGAGAUCCAGCGUAUAAAGGACUUCGAGGAGGAGAACUUCACUCGGCUGAUCAUGAAGAAGAAAGAUGCGCGUAGGCGGCGCAAAGAUGAAGAGGAUUUGGCGCUCGGAGGUACGGGUGCUGGGAAGGGUAGGAAGCGAGGUCGGGGCCUGGAAGAUGAGUUCGCGGAUGUGCUGCGCUCAGUCGGGCGUACGAAGAAGGGGGUGCUUGGCGAUGGAUACGAGGAGCUGAGGCAAAGGGGUAAGAAAGCUGAUGCACUAUCGAGAUCCCGAACGACAUGGAAGGGGGAUCGUGAGGGCGCAGAUGAUGACGGGCCGCAACCAAAGAAAAAGACAAGGUUCGAGAAGGAACGGACGACUCUACACAAGAAAAUGAAAACAAGAAAGAGAUAGUUCGUCCUUCGAAGUUCCUGUCACGUUACGUACAAAUGCCAUUGACCUGGAACGUUUCGAAUCCUCCCAUAGACUCUCAAUCGUUCCCCUCGCAAGUUUUUUUCGCUAUUAGCCGAGAGGUAUGCUCUCCACGUACGCCACUCAAAUUCAAAUUGGCGUGCUAUGUAACAUUACUUAUUAUUGAGCUCGAGAACGAGCUCGGGCACGGCAUGAGUCCGGCGCUCGGUCGAGCAUACCUAGCUUUCCAGUGACCACGCCAGCACAUGGGGGCACCAGUCGGCGAUGCAAACCAUUACAAGCCACGAAGUCGGAAUAGCGUACCCUGAGUGAUUUGUACAGGGGAUGUUCUGUGUAUGGGAUAUCACGUCUAUGGGAGCAUUGACACUAUCUAGUUCAACGUUGGUUGCUCAAAUUUGCACUGUACUUGCUGUAGAAGAACGCUAGUAAUCUACUUAUGUACUGAGAGAC